AUGACUACGGCACAAAAAGAUAGAUUAUGUGAAGGAAUUGAAACUCAACAAAAACUUCAAGAAUUUUAUGCAAGAGAAAAUGGAAGAAAUGCAACAUUAAAGAGACACAAUACAAACCAUAGCCAUUUAAACUUAGAUAUGGAUGAAGAUUUAAACGAUUACGAUAAUGAUGAAGUUAAUAACGAUUUUCAACAAGUUAAUUAUGGUAGACCAAGAAAAAAAUUUGUAAAUAGAAAUGAAAUAGAUGAAAGAAUUAUAGUGAGAACAAUUACAAAUUCAAAUAUGAAUAUGAAUAGUAACAAUAAUCGCUCCCAACAACAAAAUCUCCAUCGUCAACAACAAAAAUCAAAUAAUAACAAUAAUGCUAAUAAUAAUAAUAAUAAUCAAACGAUAACAAUCUCAUCACAAGCUUUAAAAUAUGCAGCAGAAAAUCAUUUACAGCCUAUUAAAAUUGAAUGCAACCCAAAAUUAACGGAUCAGAAGCAAGCAGCUAAAUUGAUGGAUGCGUGGUGGAUAGAUAAAGAUGGAAAUUUAAAUGGCGUAACGAAACAAAUUGAUCUGUAUGUAUAUCUGUGUGAUUUAAAGCGUUAUCCAAAUGAAGUUGAUAAAAUAAAACUCACUCCUCACCCACCGAGACAUCUGCCACUGCAAAGAUCAACGUUAUUAAAGUGGGUAAAAAAUUCCGUCUCGUUGAAUGAAGUAAAAGAAGAAUUAGAAAAUAAAUUUAAGUCCAUAUACUCAGUUGAGGAUAUCAUUGGUACAAAAAAUAAUCGAAAUCGUCAUAUCCGUAUUGAUUUCUCCGAUGAAAGAGAAUACAUUGAUGUUCUAAAUAGUGGAAAAAUAUCAUUAUUUGGUCAAUUAUACGAUAUUGACGAGUACUUACCAGCUCCGAAAUUAUUGUUUUGUUCAAAAUGUAAUAAGCCAGGCCACAUUAAAAAAGUAUGUGUCAAUUCUCCUUUUGAAAUCUGUAGACGAUGUGGUGGGGACCGGAAUGAUGAAAAAGACCAUAAAACUUGCGAUGUUAAAUGUCACCAUUGCGAUGGAAACCAUACAUCUACUGAUUAUAGUUGUCCGAUUAUACAAGAAUAUCGUCGUCAACUUGUCUUCGAACUUCGUAAGCGCCCGGAUCUCCUUCCACCAGAAGCGCAACUAUUCAUCCCUUCUGAAUGUCGUGAAAACGGAGAAAACACAAAAGUUUUGGAAAAUAAAUCAGCAAAAUUCCAACAGCAGUUAAAAAAACAGCGGCAACACCUUCAACGAAAUUUCAAUUAUAACGACCUCAAUGCUUGGCCGUCUAUAUCUCCUUCACUGACUAAUACAACUACAACGAUGCAAAUAAAUACUAAUAUAAAUGGAACAAUUAAAACAUUAAGCGAUGAAUUACAAAAAUUAAAAUGGGAUUAUGUAGAUGAGCAGAGAAAAAUAGAAGAAAAGUAUAAAAAUCAUUUAAAUUUAUUAAAUCAAAGCUGGCUUAUUAUGCAACAACAAGUCCAGGCUCAAACUCAGAUGGUUACAACAAUGAACGGUGUAAUAAAUACGACGCUGUUUUCCACUUGCUCAAUCGCUAUGGAGACAUUAAGAACAGUUUUAGAUAAAAUCAAGACAGAAACUAAUAAGAAUGAAUGUGACGCCUUCAUCAAUCAAAUUCAACUACAAAUCUUAUUAUUAAACGAACAAAAAUCGGCCUAUUUCUCUCAUCAAACAAAAUUAGAACAAUUAUUAACCAAACAAAAAGAGGCAUUAGAUGUGGCUUUGAACACAAUAAUUCACCAACCAAAUGUUUAG
This is a messenger RNA of Didymodactylos carnosus, 1785 nucleotides long. The record is from the annotation of a GenBank genome assembly. NCBI's taxonomy places the organism in Eukaryota, Metazoa, Rotifera, Eurotatoria, Philodinida, Philodinidae.